AUGGGUUCCAGUAGUGAAACUAGCGAUUUCGGUGAUCCGGAGUACUUGAGGGCUGCAGAAAGUCGGCCCUACGGUGAUGGGUCACAGGCCGAACUUUUCGGACCAGUGGUAACUACAGAGGACGCGGAGUCAACGGAUGCGGAGUCGACGGACGCGGACGGCGACGACAGCGAUGAGGAGGAUCAAGUACAACAACCGCGUAAUAAGCGGCGGCGCAUUGCUGCGCAGUUUAGGAACUCUGGCGUAGCUGAAAGUGACGAUGAUCGGUUGAGUACAGAGCUGGAACAAGCGCUUUUGGAUGUACCCGGCGUAACGCGCGAUGAAGUGGUUCAGACCGUGGAUGAGAUCGUAGAAGUUGCUGACAGUGCUGAAAAAGACUCAGACGCAGACGAUGCAGAACUCGUUACAGGUGACGGAGAGCCCUUGGAAGUGGUUGAGAUCUCAGAUGAAGAACAAGACAGCGCACAAGCGCCAGCAAACGAGCCAGUUGACACUGAGACGCGUGUUCAACGCACCCAAAUCAGAAGAGCGCUCGAUUACCGGUGCCCCAUUUGCUUCGAACCUCCAGAUACCGCGCUAGUCACAAGUUGUGGCCAUGUUUUCUGUGCCGAAUGUGUUUUCCAAAUGGUGAACAGUUCAAGAGGGCACCGCAAAUCUGGCAAAUGUGCAUUGUGCCGGAAAGAUGUACGACUAAAUGAUCUACGUUUGACUAUUCUUCGCAAGAAACGGGUGCGCAAGGUCCAGUAA
This is a messenger RNA of Lachancea mirantina, 747 nucleotides long. The record is from the annotation of a GenBank genome assembly. Lineage: Eukaryota; Fungi; Ascomycota; Saccharomycetes; Saccharomycetales; Saccharomycetaceae.